Microdochium trichocladiopsis is the source of this 2983-nucleotide messenger RNA. RefSeq names its product peptidase family M3. Gene Ontology annotation, biological process: peptide metabolic process. Bases 241 to 2670 code for a protein of 809 amino acids. Gene Ontology annotation, molecular function: metalloendopeptidase activity. Gene Ontology annotation, cellular component: mitochondrion. The transcript has a single exon. NCBI's taxonomy places the organism in Eukaryota, Fungi, Ascomycota, Sordariomycetes, Xylariales, Microdochiaceae. The record is from RefSeq and is a predicted model, not a curated record.
AAGAUAACCUCCAUAGUCAACCUUGGCUCCUUGUGUUUCUUGAGCAUCGCGACCGUCUUGAGAGCCUCGACACACAACUCCAAGGGCGUUCUUCACUCCGUUCGGUGAGGACCCCAGUGCUUCCGCAUUGCCACACACGACUACUGCUCCGCCAUCCGUCGACAAAGAGUGGUCCCAGACUUUCUUUCUCGCACUGCACAGCUUCUUCCUCGCACAGCUCCAGACAAUGCCCAGGCCAACAUGAUCAAGACCGUCCGCUCUGGCCUCUGGACCUGUUCGCGGUGCCUCCGUCAAUCAGCCCUGCGGCAAGCCCGACCCUCUGCUCGCCCGCCCUCCCGAUGGCUCUCUGCGGUAGCAAACCCCGCGACGGUCUCCGAUGCCGCUUCCGCGCCGGUCAACCAUGCACCCCCUGGCGCGCGACAUGACGAUGUCCUCCUACGCCAGAUCUUCGACUCUCCGCCGACCUUCAAGCAUUUCGCUCGGCCAUGGGCUCAAUUGACAGGCUCGCCCAAUGUCGGCCUCUUCCGAAACAAGUACCUCACCUCGCCGCAAGGCUUUCUCUCGUUCGCCGAGCUUACCAUACAUAAAGCACAGAGGCUGGUUGAGAAAGUGUUAGCGGCGUCGACCCUCGACGAAUACAAAGCGAUCGUGGGCGACCUGGACCGACUGAGCGAUCUCUUGUGCCGUGUCCUCGAUGUGUCUGACUUCGUUCGAGUCACACACCCUGAUCAGAAGAUUCAGGCGGCUGCCUCACAAGCAUGGGCUUAUGUCUACCAAUAUAUGAACCAGCUCAACACAGAAACUGGCCUGAGCGACCAGCUCGGGAAGGCUUUGGACAACGCUGAGGUCAUGGCCAGCUGGAACGAGGAGCAGCAGACCGUGGCGAGGCUGUUACAGCAAGACUUCCUCAAGUCCGCUGUGCACCUUCCCAAGCAGUCCCGCGAUCGCUUUGUCGAUUUGUCGCAAAAGAUCAGCGAGCUCGGCUCCUCGUUCGUGGAAGACAUGCAGCCAGAGCAGCCUUACAUCGACUUCCCAAGCAGCAAGUUGCGGGGCAUGGAUCCGCAACUAGCUCAGAGAUUCACGAGACGGGGUACCUCACGACUGCCCACGCUCUCUGCGGAGGCGUCCAUGGCAUUGCGGAGCGUCUAUGAUGACGACACUAGGAAGAGCAUCUUGCAUGCCACACGGACUGCCUCUAGUAGGUCGAUCAAGGUCCUCGAGGGAAUGCUGCGGCUGCGUGCCGAACUUGCAGAUCUGUCCGGGUUUGAAAGUUACGGGCGCAUGGCGCUGCACGAUAAGAUGAUGGCCAAAUCACCCGAAGCUGUACACGAGUUCCUCCUAGCCCUGUCCAAGCACAAUGCGCCUCUGGUCCAAGCUGAGGUUGCAGAUCUUUUGAAAGAGAAGAGCAAGAGACUGGGCUCGUCCGCGGCGGACGAGCUCCUCCCGUGGGAUAAGGAUUACUACAUGCAGAGCAUCCGCGCCGGUAUGCGAUCACGCGCACGGCGCGACGACUUCUUGUCGUCCUACUUUUCUCUCGGCACUGUCAUGCAGGGGCUUUCGAGGCUUUUCACCCGACUCUACGGUAUUCGCUUUGAGCCGAGAGACACACUCCCUGGAGAAACCUGGCACUCCGACGUUCGGCGGCUCGAUGUCAUUUCCGACACGGACGGCCAUGUCGCUGUGUUGUACUGCGACCUGUUCUACCGCCCGGACAAGUCACCGAACCCAGCACAUUUCACAGUGCGCUGCUCGAGGGAAAUCUCAGCCGAGGAGAUUGAGGAAGCGAGCACCUUGGGUGCACUUGACGUUGAAGGUGUGCCAAAGUUUGAGUCGGCCAUCGAGGCGGCGAAUGAUGGUAUGCAUGUGUCGAAGAAGAGCGCAAAUGGCGCCGUCAAGCAGCUCCCAACAAUUGCCCUUAUCUGCGAUUUCCACCAGGAGCACAAGUCCAAGAGUGAACCGGCACUGCUCGACUACUAUCAAGUGGAGACACUCUUUCACGAGAUGGGACAUGCCAUUCACUCAGUCCUUGCACGGACUUCCAUGCAGAACGUCUCCGGAACACGAUGCGCCACGGACUUUGCAGAGCUGCCGUCCACACUGAUGGAGCAUUUCUCUGCCGACCCGUCGGUUCUUGCACUGUUCGCACGCCACUAUGCGACAGACGAGCCUCUGCCGUACGAGAUGGUGGCCGAGAAGUUGGCUGUCUCACAGAGAUUUGAGGCUUCAGACCGGGAGAACCAGAUUAUCCUGGCUAUGCUGGAUCAGGCAUACCACUCAACCGCACCGGCCGGCCUGCACUUCGACUCUACCAAAGUAUACCAUGACUUGCAGCGGCAGUACGGGCAGCUACCUCCAGAUCCUGCUCUGACGCGCUGGCAGGGCUUUUUUGGACAUCUUUUUGGAUACGGCAGCACGUAUUACAGCUACCUGUUUGACCAGGUUUUGUCGGAGCGGGUGUGGCGAGUGGUGUUUGCAGGCGGACAGCAGGGCGGAGCGCUGAGCCGCGAGAAUGGAGAGCGACUGAAGGAGAACCUGCUGAAGUGGGGAGGAAGCCGAGACCCGUGGAGAUGCCUGUCAGACGCCCUGCAAGACGAGCGGCUGGCGAAUGGUGACGAGAAGGCCAUGAAGGUAGUCGGCAGCUGGGGUAUAAAAGACGGAGUCCACGACUGAGCCGGCAAGCCGAGCCGCGGGUGGGCUGGUUGUAUGUAUAUUCAAGUAUUCACGGGCGUGCUGUAUUACGUCUCGAUGAUCCAGAUACCCCUUGGCUCAAUGACCAUGAACUCGAGCCACGUUCAUCCGAUCCUUGGCGAGGCGCAGCAGCCGUGAGUUCCGAUGGAGUAUGGUUUGCGACGGGCAGCAGUGAGGGAGGAGCUCGUGGGUGGGAAUCGUGGCAAGCCCAACACCGCUAGAGCAGGUGGCCCUGUGCAAGACCCGAGACAUAGUUUUGUGGCAGCCGCGCUAGCGCCCGCCGCGUGGCCGUUUC